This is a messenger RNA of Lymnaea stagnalis (great pond snail), 10239 nucleotides long. Lineage: Eukaryota; Metazoa; Mollusca; Gastropoda; Lymnaeidae. The record is from the annotation of a GenBank genome assembly.
GCUGUAGAGUCUGAUGGUAAAAAACCCCUAGAAGUCAAAUUUGAAAGUCAAGGUCCAGUCCUCACACACCUUAAUGAAGCGGUCGGGUUUAAGUGCCAAAUAAACCAAGAUCCAUUUUACGUCCUGAAGGCUAAUGCUGAAAUUUUUCAAGUGCAUGAUGGAAAAGAGGUAGUUCUUAAUAAUGGUGGCAAACUUGGAGAUGGAGACCCAGAUCAUUAUUAUGCGAACAUUGUUCCAGAAAAGGAAGAUGAAGAUUUACAUCUAAUCUUAAACAUACUCAAAGGUAUUUAAAAAAAUAGAUUCUAUUGUUAAACUUUGGUAUUUUUAAAAUUAUUUUGUCCAAUUUUUAAAAUCAUCAUUGUGAAAUGUAUAUGCAUACAAAUAAAUUAUUUAUACCAAGAUUUUUAAAUGUGUAAGUGUAAGCUGACAUUUUCUUAAAAUACACAGGGAAAAUAGCCCAACUCAUAAAAUUUAAAUAAAUGAAAAGGAUUUUAAAUCACGAGAUGUUGGUUUGAAGUAUCGGUACUUCAAUUUUAAAAUUGUGUUUUAGCUGUCAUAUGAUGCUAAUUAUAGUAUUAAUUUCAGUUAGGGAUGAAGAUGAUGGGUUCCUUGUGUGUCGUGUUGAACAUCAAGUUGAAAACGAGAGACAGGAAGAUAAGAUAGAAAUUAUAGUUCAAAGUAAGUUUUCAACGAUUCAAAUUUAUUUUUUUUAUGAUCUAUGUGGUGCUGGAUCUAAUUUUUAUGGCCAACUGCUAUUUUUUUACAAAUCAUUGUGACACCUAGAGCCAUGAGUUACGUUAAAUUGAAAAUACAUUUUGAAAAUUUUUAAAGAUUUAGCGACUUCACCUAAGAGGAGGCUGUCACUCCCAUUUCCAUAACCUAAUUUGCAUGAAUGUAUCUGAAUUUGAAUUUUUAAAUUCUUCUUUCAAAUAGGACCCCUUGAAUCAUUGAAGUUAAAAAUCAAUGACAGCGUAGUUGAUAAAAGUAUGUCGGAGAAACUGGAAUUAGAAUCUGGUUCAUAUGACAUCAGCUGUAUCGCAGAGGGCAGUAAUCCUGCAACUACUGAUGUCCAUAUAUUUUUUGAUGGAAAUAAAGUCAAUCACAAGGACCCAGUUUCAGAGCCUAUUAAAGGGGGGCUUAGGAAGUACAGGUAGCCUACAAUCUAAUAUGUUAAAGUUUCUCAUAAAAAUAAUUAGAUGGCAGCAAAAGAAUUCAGCUAAGAAUGGAUUGGUUUCUGUCCUAUUUGAUUUCAUAUUAAUUGCAACAGUUUUACUGAAUGUACAAGUGAAUAUUUAUGUGAAUGAAAUUAUAAAAUUGAUAUUUUGUGCACAUUGUGAAACAAAUUUGUUUGUCUCAAACAUCAUAAGUGACAUAACUUUCCUUUUGUUUGAAUUUUAUUGUUGAUUAAACAAAUUGUAUUUCUCAACAGAACAACUAUUGACAGCCAGUUAAAUUUAACAGCACCUAAUAAUGGAGCAUUUUUGGAGUGCAAUGCAAAGUCAAGCCUUGGUGACUCUUUAAGUGUUAAGUUCCCCAUCAUUGUCAUAAUGUGUAAGUAUUGUGAUUGUGAAAUGAGCAGUUUUAAGCCAGUAGUAUUCAAGAAAUAUUUGCACAUGUAUUAAGUUUCCCCCAUCAUUGUUUGAGUGUGUCAGUGUGGUAGUACAAUUUUAGCACCUGGUAUAACACCAGUAAUAUUUGGUUGGUUCGAGAAGUAUUCAGGAUAACAGGCAUGUAGACACACACAGACACCUAGUCCCAUAUUAUAAUAUUAAUUUCAUCCCUAGCAUAAUCUUUCUUUUUUAGAUGAGCCAGAAAUAGUCUGUAAUGACACAUACGCUUCUAUUGGAGAGAUUCAUCAUGUCCUGAAGUGUACUGUUUAUCACCAACAAAGUAAACUCAAGUCCUUCAAAUAUUUUAUUGAUAAUGUUGAAAUUGAAGCUGGUGACCAGUCCAGUAGUUAUGAUGAUGUUACAACAAAGGUAGAAUUAAAAUAAAAAGGAAAUUUUAUUUUAUCAAUAUUUGUCACUUGUCAAAUAUAAUAUCUGCAAAGUUACUUAUGAGUUUCUUUUGGGUAAUAUGGGCAUUUUGGUAAUUUAAAUCUGUAGUGCUGACAUUUUAUUUCUCUGAUAAUAAACAAAGAAUUUUGAGUUUUAAAGUGUUUAUUUUGGGCACUGAUAUAAUAAUUUAAUAUUUUCAUUAUAUUAUUAUUUCUAAUUUAUUACGAAAUUGAACAGUUUCUCCCUUCUUCUUCAGAAUAUUUCACCUGACCAAACAGUUGUCGAGCUGAGGAUAAACAAAGUGGUAGAAUCCCAUUUUGCUGCUAACUUUUACUUAGUCUUGGAGCAUGUAGAUAGGCAUGUAACCAGGCACCCAGUCAAACUGCACAAGAUUGAAGGUAAUUUUAAAAUUAAAAUGAUGUGUAUGAUGUGUCUUAUAUUCAGUCACCCAGAACAAAUUAUGCAACUAUUUCGAGACUGUGGCAUUUUUGGUAGUUAAUGUUGUGGUUGUGCUAGGACCUUUUAAUAGAUUAAAACAAAAGGUUUUGAUAUGUGUAAUUACAAAUCAGACUAUUUUUUUUUUCUCCACAAAGCUAAUUUUCGUCUCGGACAAGCAAAUUGUCCCCUCAUAUAUUUUAUAACCCCAAACCACUUACCCUUUAAGAAAAAUAUAAGAAUGCUCCUAAUGCAGAUGCUAAUAUACGAUACGAAAAUCGCUGCACCGUAACUGGCUACAUGGCUUUUGAACACGUUUCAACAUCAGAUGACAAGAGGGGCCCUUUUUGAUUGGACUGAAGUAAACACAAUCUUUUUUGAAAACUGAAAUUCAGGAUUAUUGCUUGAUAAAGGAUGCAGCCCACUUCUUUAUAUUUUCAAUAAGAAAUAUACACUGGGUAGAGAAAAUCAAUACAAAAGGUGUGGAACAUUUGGCUAAAAAAAAACUUUGCGGUGUCCACCCUGUAUUGUAUUUCCACUACAUUUUCAGUUAGUUAUUAACAUUUUGAAAUGUAAACUCAAAUAACUCAGUUUUAAAAAAAAUGUAAUAACCUGUGAUUCAGCACAAAUUUAUGGGGGACUGGAACCAGAUUGAAAUUUAGGUGUCGUGUGCAGAUCUGUGUGGUACUUAAUAAAAAGUUGAAGUUGUUUGUCCAGAUGUCCAACCUAAUUGGUAGAAAUAUUGACCAAAGGGUGCACUUUUAACACAUCUAAAUAAGACUAGCAUGCUCUUACUUAAAGGAUAGUAUAUGAAGGACCUCAUUCAAGCCGUGUGAAGGAGAUAGCUGAAUAAGAAAUGAAAUUAAGUGUCCUGUCUUUUCAGUUCAAGAGUGCAAAUAAAAAGCAAACAACUGUUUAUGUAGAAGUCACUGUUUCAAAACAGAAGGCAUACAAUAUACAAUUUUGAUUUUAUUACAAACCUAACAGAAUUUAAAAAAUCCACUGAAAUCAAUUAUUCAAGUUGAAAACAUGGAGACCCCUGUGCAGACACCAAUACUUACAAUACUUAAUAUAUGCCAUUACCGUGUAGCCACAGUGUAAGGACCUAUAUUUCAAUACUGCUAAGCCACGUUCAUCUUAUAGUAUGUGCAUUCAUGUAUUGGCUUGUAAAAGAUGCAUACAAUGAAAAUAAGCAUUCUUCUCAUCUUAAUUUCUAAUACAGCAACACUCCCUGCCCUUUUUAAUACAUGUCCAUUGCAGCUUCAUUCUGUCAACUGAUUUUUAAUUUUAUUUUGAACUCUGGACUUCUUCAUCCUUCUUAGUUCCCCUGAUACCUUUGUAAGGUUAUAUUGAUCUUCAGUGAUCCCAUUACUGAUUGGUUUUUAUUUCAACAAAUGGAUAACAUGUCUUUGGUAAUGGAUUUCUUUUUUUACAGAGAAUCAUGUUGAAGCAGAUGUUGGAGGUAUUCAGUUAUGUUGAUCUUUUUGUUGAUUAAUAUUUGAAUGAUUUUGACCAAUAUUUCGGAUAGAGAAAUAACUUUUCAGAAUAUCAUACCUAAUAUAUUAGAGAAUACCAAGUUAUUUUAAAAAAUUCUCCUCCCAUUUCCCCUUACAAUAAGCAAAGGAAAUUCCAUAUAUUUAUUUGAGGAUAUCAAGUUUUUAUUGCAACAACCCCUCCCCUUUCCCCCAACAAGAAACCCCCCAAAAAAUUCCAUUGUCUUAAUUUUCCUUUUUUCCCCUCCCCCUUAAGUUCUAAUGGUGCAUGUAUCCAGGGUUUGCAUGGCAUGUCACUAACUGUUAUUGUUCUGAUUUCAACCAGCAUGAACAUUUUGUUUUGUCAGUGGAUAUUUUCCAGGAAAAAAUAUUUAAAAUAUGAAAUUUUAUCUUUUGAGCCUAUUGCUAUUGUGGAAGUAUGCUACAACUCCCAACUAGGGUGUAAAAAAAUUUUUUUUUAAUUUAAAAAAAAAAGGCAUCAACAAUAACGAGGACAAGGUUGCCACCGUACAACUUCAUGGAAAUAGUUAUUCUUUUUUUUAAAUACCUUUUUUUCUUUCCCGAUACAUCAAUUCGUUCAUUGAGAUUGGGUUUUCUUUGUUAUGAAAAAUACUGCUAGGUUUUCUAACCUUCCUUUGCCUGCUUUUCAUGAUUGCUCUUGUUACAGGUGGUUUGAAUCAUACAAGUAUAAUUAAAUUUUUAUUUUCAAAAUGUCUUAUUCUCUAGGAUCGGGACGACUAAGAGGUAUUAUGUGUGACCUUCUCUUCAAAUAGUUGAAUAGUUUUAUAAUGCCAGAAGACUAAUCAUUUUUCUUUUAAUCAAAGCCUAUUUUUGCCCUCAUCCAGUCAAAAAUUUUGAGCAGUACUAAUUUUUAAAAUCUCACACUUAACAAAUAAUCUAAUUAAAUGCUAACAUUUUAAGUCUUUUAUUUCCUUAGUCUUUCUCUAUAACCUCUAUUUUUUAAAAUAAAAAUCUUUUAUGCUAGUGAUUAUUAAAGCGUUAAUACAUCCACCUUGACUUUAUUUUUAUCAGCACAUUUUUUAAAUAAGUUUUGGAAUUUCACAACAGUACUGCCAGAUCCUGAGAUGGAGCUAAUUUAAAUCUAACAUUCAUGAAUACUUGUUCAAGUUGGCCAAUUCUCCGCCACUUUGAAAAAAAGUUGAAUUUUAAAAUUAUUUGCUCUUUCCCCCCACCCUGUGUUUAUUAAAUUAUUCUUCAAAGAAGAUGUUUUUAAGCUUCCAUCUGAACUUUUUUUUGUAAGGAUUGCAUGUUCAAUUAAAUAGUGAAAACUUAAAACAAUGCCUUAAAUUAUAUUAUGUUUAAUAUUAAACUUCAACACAUUUUCAACCUGAACAGGGAAUUUUCAUUAGUCUACCAGAUUUUAAAAUUUAAGGUGUUAACUUUUAUGGAUAUCUUAAAAAAUGUACAUUAGUUUAAAAGGGGGAAUAAACUACAUGUAUUUUAAAAUCAUUCUGAUUACAAUUUUGUUCAGGUUUUGUUUCAUAAAUUUGCAUUACCCAUAUGAAUCACACAUAAUUAUGGUUGUAUUUUGUAAAACAAUUUUGGACUCAUUUAUGAUCAUGAGAUGCCGAGUUUAGUAAUUAUGAAUUAUCAAAUUUCCACUCUUGGUGGCUUUAUUAGAGUUCUUGUUCAAUGAACAUAAAUAUUUGCAUUUGAUAUCUCAAUUAACCAAAAGUUUGUGAUUGUAAUUAGAAAUAUAUAUGGCUGACAGUCAGGAACAUACCUUCUCAACAUUUGAUCAUGUUGUCAGUCAUAUUUACUCUGGCAUUCACAUUAGCAAACAUAAUUUACAUUAUUUGAUUAGUUUGAUAAUUUUCUUCAUUUUUAAAACCAAUAACAAAAUCAUCCCACAAAAAGGCCAAUAUUUAUGAAUUAUGUUUGUUAAUGAUACAAUAAUGACUUGAGUAUUAUACUACAAGUAAUUUUUAGAAACUGUAUUAUCCAUUGCUACUUCAAUAUUUUGUUUAUUUGAGGAAUUUGUUAACAUAUUAUUUUGUAUGGUAUUAUAUUUAAUUUAAAAAAAAAAAAUUAUCCGUAUGCAAAAUUUAAGGGCUAAAAAUAAGUAAAAAACUUAGUACAACAAUUUUUAUUGGUUUCUUUUCAGGUGAAGGAGGCAACUCAAGUGUGUUUUUGUUUGCAUCCUUGGCGACAGUUAUUCUAUGUGUUACCUCUGCGACACUCUCCUGGAUUUAGAAUAUGAUGCUAUGGUGGUGUUAGUAAAAUGUUUUUAAAUUGAAUGUGAAAGCAGUGUGCAUGACAUCUUCUGCUAGGAUUUAGUUAUUAAAUUUAUUUAGAAAUUUUGCGCCCUGGUGUUGUAGGGGCAACACAACCUACCGACCAGAAGCUCCUUGGUUGAGAUUGCCCCACUUGGUUUGGUAAAUCAAUCGGAUGGGCCUGUCUCAGCGGCGGAGUGCUUCCGGCAUGCUGCUUUGCGGUCGAAUGAUUGUGCUAGUCGGGUGGGUGGGGGUGGGAGAGUACGCUGGGGAGGGCCUAGUUAGCUUUUGUCUCUACAACUUCCUGUUUUUGUUAAAUUUAAUAUCUUUUAUUGUUAGCUCACAUUGAGAUCAGUUUGGAUAGUCAAGUCUUUGUUCUUGUGUUUGUUAAAGAUUGUGAUGUGUUGCUAGUUUGAAACAAUGACACUUUUGCAGUUACAUCCACCUUUAAUACUGCAAAUCAAAAGAAUCAACAAUGCUAGUAUAAUUUUUAGAGUUGUUUAAACUAAAGGUCAAUAUUUUGAGUUAAAUUUUUAACGGAUGAACAUUGGUCAGACAAUAUUGAAAUGGCUCAAGCAGUCCUUUAAAUGACCGAUUUAAGCAAUCACUAUGUACAUAUUUACAUUCCAGGGUGUGGCGUGCAUACCACGCCCAUCCCCCACCCAUAAGUUAUCGAAAAAACAAUUUUAAAAGGCUGUUUGAAAUAAUUUUUAUUCUAGCUGGUAAUAUUCACCUCUCCCCUCAUUGUUCAGAGAUCAAAUUUAGAUAAAUGUAUGUACCUACUGACACUAUGCAUCAAUCUCAUGUAAAUUAUGAAUGUCUGAAGUGAAUGGGAUGAAUAUUUUUUUGAAAGCUAUAGACAUUUUCUAAAUAUUAUUUUCUUAUCAAUCAUUAAUAAUUCAAGUAAUUUUGCUAUGUAUUUUCAUUUUGUUGUAAAAAAUUUUUUAACCGGUUCAAGAUCAAAGUAAUAGUAAUAGGCAUUCCUGUUUUUAUAUUGAAGUUUGUGGCAGUUAUAAACUUAUUAAUUCAUUAAUGUAUAUUAAAUUAUAAUUACAUAUUCAGAAAUCAUAGUUUUGAAACAUUUUGAUGGAAUGUAUUUUUUGGAUCUAGUGUUGCACUGAAAGAAGCAUUGAGUGACACAUGGCAAAUGUUCUGUAACUUUUGUAUACGCCUGUGAGUCACUUCUUUUGGUCAGUUUCAUUUUGGAUUAUAUGUUUUUUUAAUAAUUACUUGGUAUUUUGACUGUCAGAAAAGGAUGUAGUUAGCUUAGUAUAAAUUUAAUUUAAAUCAGCUCAUUGUUAAUUCUAUUAUAUUGUACUUAAUGCUUCUAUUUAUGCUUCUAUUAUUUCUUCUACAAUGCAGUUUAUUUAAGUAAUUUGCUUUAUAGAAGUGAACACCUUCUAACGUUAAAUAUAAACCUUUUUUAUUUGUGCGCAUGCAGCCUAAAAUUGAAAUGUAUAUGGAAAAUUACGGAAACAAUUUGCUUGCUGAGGGUCCUUAAUUUCUUAAAAAGAAUUAUCUGCACUGUAAAAAUUAAAGCAAGGCAACAGUAGCCUGUUUUAGUUCAGUGCUGUUUAGUUGUUGGAAAUUAAUUCAUUUUCCUUAAAGAAUUUUUUUUUUUUCAAAUCUGAGGCUCCUUAAAUUUUUUUGUUUUGUAAGCAUGAUAAAUGUUGGACUUAUUUUUAAAGGCAUCCCAUCAAUCUAAAAUACUUUGCAUUUAAAUGACCUAACUUGAUUAAAAAUGUGAAUAUAAAUGAAAUUUUCUUGUAUAUAGUGGUUACUAAAAUCUAAUGAAAUCACUUUUUACUUUCUUCUUCCCGUUUCAUAAUUAUUUUUAAAAAAUAUUUUAAUCAGGGUAAUGAAAGCUGCAUUUUCUGUAACAAGAAUCCAUCCUAUAAAGUUUGAAAUGGGUUUUACCAAUCUACCUUGAUUUAUCAAUUAGUUAACUGAAAUAAUGAGUUUAUUAAACAUAUAAACUAUUCAAAAUUAGCAUUGGAAACAGAAUAAACUUAACAUUUUAUUUUUAAUCUAAUAAGCAGCAUGCUACUACGGUACAUUUAAUUUUAAAUGUGUGCUAAAACAUAAUUUUCUUGUACAAGUAUAUUAAGAUUUAAUUACCGGUACUGUAAGAUGUUGCACAAUAAUUCAUUUAAAACUAUUCUCUUAUUUUGGCCUAGUUGGACAUCACUUAACAUCAAUGGAUUAGCAAAUAAUUGCAAUGAUGAAGUCAUUUUAAAUAUUUUAUGUGCCUGCUGUUUUUCUGUUAUGAGUGUGUAUGGAAAACCAUGAGCCUUGAAACUGAGUUCUAGUUAUAUAUAUAUAUAUUUUAUUCUGUUUUUUAAACAUUAAAAUUGUUAUUAAAAUUUAUUGAACGCUUUGUAUGUUAUGCUGGUAGUCCUAUUUUACGUUGAGAGUCAAAGUUUGGCUGAUUAGAUGUUACUGACUGUACUGCACUCACUAAUUAAUUAGCACAUGUCUAGACUGAUACCAGAUUUCUCAAACAAAUGCUUUAAGGGCUUUUUUUGAUGGAAACUGAAAAUAGUAUAUAUGUAUCAACAGUUAAUGAAAUAGUCAAACAAGGUAUGUUCUACUAUUUCAUUUACACAGCUUGAAUGCAGACCUUCAAUUAUUAUCAACAGUUAACCAACCUGCUUAAGUAGCAUGAGUGCCAGGUUGAAAAAUAAAUCACGAUUGCCUCGUGGGUAGGCUAUAGCCUGCUGUUCUAUCACCACUAAUCAAUAUGCACCUAAACUGGUUGGAAAGCUUCCAACGUCACUUUAUUUUCAUAAUACAAGGCCUGAAAUCCACCCAUUUGGGCUUUGGGCUGCCUCACCACUUCCUUCCACUCAGAUCUAAAUGAUGCUUUUCUUUUCCAUGCUUGGGAUUCCCAGCUGCUGUAGUUCUUUUUCCACAUCCAUCCAUCUAAGCCUAGGUCUGCGUUUGAGCCAUUUUGGUGAUGUACCCUCUUCACUCUGUCAUUUGGCAUUCUUUCCAAGUGUCCAGCCCAGUGUAGCCUACCCUUUUUGCUACUAGCAUGAGAUCCUGAUAUAGUCUAUAUAAUUCCUGGUUGGUUUUUAUUCUCUAUCCAUAUUCAUCCUUUUUUGGUCUAUAUAUUUUCCAGAUAACUUUUCUCUCCAAUGUGUUAAUAGGUUUUCAGAUGUUUUUGUCAGGGUCCAAGUUUCACUUGAGAUGUUUCAACUGGUCUGAUUACAGUUUUAUAAAUAGUUUUCUUUGUUUUUCUUGUAAUGUUUUUAUUUUUGAGUAUUUUCUGACUACUAAAGUAUGCCCUGUUUCUGGCUGAUUUACUUCCUUUUAUUUCUGCGUUGAAUCUUAAAUUAUAUUUGUUUUAAUUUAAAAUUAUUUUUGGAAAGUCAAAAUUACAUAAAUAAAAUCUUCAAACCAGAAAUAAUGAUGUAACAUUCCUGCUAAAAAUAAAAAUCUGAAAUUACAUUCAUUCCAACAGGUCAGCUAAUGAUAAAAAAAAUCUCAUGAUCUACACAAAUAUCUAAGAGAUGCAAUUCUGGGGACCAAUACUGAUUUAUUAUAAAAUAUAACUUUGAACAGCAGAGAAAAAUCAAAAUUUAAUUAGAUGUUAGCUUAGUGGAGCAAUGUUUACAAAAAGAAGCAAAGGAUAGACACGAUUAACUUAACUAACACAUUUUCUGUUAAAUUUCGUAAAAUGAAAAUAUUGCAGAAAAAUGAACCAUAGUCUUUCUUGAUUUUUCAGGCAGGCUACAUAUAAAACCAAUAUAUAAUCUAUUUAUUACAAAAGCUGCAACUAUGCUAUUGAUUUUUGAAAGCAUGUUAUAUCUAAGCAUAGAUUUUGGAUUAACUUCUAGGCAAAUAUCUGCAACAAUUUAGUGUUGGAUUUGACAGCUAAGUAUGUUCCUGUAAUUUUUUUUUAAACAGAAAAAUUUUGAAAAGAAUGUAGCCCAAGAAAACUCAAUUUUUUUAAUCAGGAGGGAUGACACAUGCAAAUUUUUAAAAGAGGUUAUUUAAGUGAAAUAAUGCACUAACAUGCUUACAUUAAUAAAAAAAAAAUCAAAACAAAAGAAAUAUUAUAUGAUUGUUAUACCAGGU